Molecule: messenger RNA, 288 nt
Organism: Clunio marinus
Lineage: Eukaryota; Metazoa; Arthropoda; Insecta; Diptera; Chironomidae
Source: the annotation of a GenBank genome assembly
AUGAAAAUUCAAAUGAGAAUUACCGAAUACUUAAGAAGUUCUAAUCUUCAUGGAUUUGUAUAUCUUGCAAAUGAAAGAAACACGAUACUUAGAGGUCAAUUCAUUGAUAAAAAUGCAAGAUUCAUUUUAAAACUACGUAACAACAAUUUGAAGCAUCGCAUGGAUUCUCAAAUUCAUGCAACACUUCUGUUGUUUUGCGGUUUUAUCUCGUAUAACAUGAGAUCGUCAACACAAUCGUCAAGAGUUCUAGAGAACUUGAAUCACUCUUAUGUUUACAAAGAAAUUUGA